Aspergillus oryzae RIB40 is the source of this 1791-nucleotide messenger RNA. RefSeq lists its product as uncharacterized. Gene Ontology annotation, biological process: transmembrane transport. The transcript is spliced from 2 exons. The record is from RefSeq and is a predicted model, not a curated record. Bases 1 to 1791 code for a protein of 596 amino acids. Lineage: Eukaryota; Fungi; Ascomycota; Eurotiomycetes; Eurotiales; Aspergillaceae. Gene Ontology annotation, molecular function: transmembrane transporter activity.
AUGAGGUUCAGACUCCCGAUUAAGCCGGAUGAGAUACCGGUGGACGAGAAGCAACAACCUAAUGAUGAUGAAGCUAACGUUACGCCACAGUCUGCGUCUAAGGAAGCGGCCACCUCCCGUGCUGAUCAAGUAGAUGAUGACAAGAGUGAUGUGGUCAACCCGGAGUUCCAGCAUGGUGUACAGAGCGCACAGGCCAUGACUCAGGUCUGGUCCAAACAGCAUUUGAUUUUGGCCUACGUGAUGAUCUGGAUUAUCUACUUUGUUAAGAACUUCGCGUUCGGCAUCAUCGGCACGUUGACUCCAUAUGUUACCAGCUCCUUCAAAGAACACUCGUUAACUGGGACUACCACCAUUCUUUCUACGCUUAUUGGCGGGCUGUUCAAACUUCCUUAUGCUAAACUGAUUGAUAUUUGGGGCCGUCCCCAGGGUUUCGCCUUGAUGAUCGCCUGCAUGACCGUUGGACUCAUUAUGAUGGCUGGGUGUAAUAAUGUUCAGACAUAUUGUGCGGCUCAAGUGUUCUACUCGGUGGGGUCUGCUGGUGUGGAUUUCACCCUGACCAUCUUCAUCGCCGAUACGUCGGCGCUGAAGAACCGGGCGUUCUGGCUCGGCUUUGUCGGUUCUCCGUACAUCGCUACAGUUUGGGCAUACGGUCCGGCGACGGAAGACAUCUUGAGUUCCAUGGGAUGGCGAUGGGGCUUCGGCAUCUGGGCUAUCGUGACGCCCGUGAUGUUGACGCCUCUAUUCUUCCUGUUUUACUAUAACCAGCGCAAAGCGCAGAAGGCCGGUCUGGUUCCCGAGCGUCACAGCCAGCGCACGGUAAUGCAAUCGAUCGCUUACUACGGCAAGGAGUUCGACGUUAUCGGUCUGCUCCUCCUUACUACUGGACUUGCCCUGUUCCUGUUGGCUUUCAAUCUGUACUCAAAGCAGCCCGACGAGUGGAAAUCUCCGCUAAUCAUCUGCUUCAUUGUCAUCGGCGGCCUCCUACUCAUCGCCUUUCCCGUCUACGAGAGAUACAUCGCUCCAGUCACGUUCAUCCCCUGGUCGCUGUUGCUCAACCGAACCGUCUUCUUCACCUACACCAUGGCCGCCAGCAUUUACCUGGCCUGGUAUCUCUGGGACACCUACUUCUACUCGAUGCUAGUUGUUGUCUUCAACCAAAGCGUCACCCAAGCGACCUAUAUCACCAAUAUAUACAGCGUAGGCUCCUGCUUCUGGGCCGUACUCAUGGGCAUCCUGAUCCGCUAUAACGGUCGCCUCAAAUGGCAAGCGCUUUACUUCGGGGUCCCCAUUACCAUUCUCGGUGUCGGUUUAAUGAUCAAAUUCCGCGAACCGGGUGUCAACAUCGGGUACAUCGUCAUGUGCCAGAUCUUCAUUGCGUUCGGCGGCGGCACCCUAGUGAUCUGCGAGCAGAUGACGGUCAUGGCCGUGUCAUCGCAGCAACACAUUCCCGCCGUGUUGGCGAUGGAAAGCAUGUUCAUUAAUAUUGGCAGUGCGGUGGGCACCACCAUCGCCACUGCGCUGUGGACGGGUAUCUUUCCCCAGAAGCUUGCCGAGUAUCUCCCCGCGGACGCGCAGUCUAACCUGGCGAAUAUUUAUGGUGACAUGACGGUUCAGGCGUCGUAUCCAGUUGGUAGUGCGGCGCGUGAUGCGAUUAACCGGUCGUAUUCGGAGACGCAGCGGUUGAUGUUGAUUGCGGCGACGUGCUUGUAUACGGUGACGCUGGCAUCGGUGAUGAUGUGGAAGGAUGUAAAUGUGAAGAAGAUCCAGCAGGUGAAGGGGCGGAUUCUGUAG